UACCUCCAUAACCGCUCUGCUUUCAAUUUCUAGAUAUACAGCAGGAGAGAGAAAGAAAGAAAGAGUAUCUAUUCUUCUAAAGUGCUUUUUAUCAUCAUCUUCAUCUUCUUCUUUGUUUCAGUUCAGAUUACAGACAUUUUAGAUCCGAGAAAAAAACAUGAGUAUGUACGGUCGGGAUCCAUGGGGAGGAUCUCUAGAAAUACACGCCGCCGAUUCAGCCACCGACGAUGACCGGAGUCGUAAUUUACACGACUACGAUAGGGCGGCGCUUUCCCGUCAGCUUGACGAAACGCAACAGAGCUGGCUUUUAGGUCCCAGCGAGCAGAAGAAGAAGAAGAAAUACGUAGAUCUCGGCUGUAUCAUCGUCAGCCGUAAGAUCUUUCUAUGGACUGUUGGAUCGAUCCUCGCCGCAGCUUUCCUCGCCGGUUUAAUCAUUCUCAUCGUCAAAACAGUACCUCGUCAUCAUCAUCCUAAACCCCCGCCGGAUAACUAUACCCUUGCCUUACACAAAGCCUUGAUGUUCUUCAAUGCUCAAAAAUCUGGGAAACUUCCUAAGCAUAAUAAUGUUUCAUGGAGAGGAAAUUCAUGUUUGAAUGAUGGAAAAUCUGAUUCGAAGAAUCUGGUUGGUGGGUAUUACGAUGCUGGAGAUGCAACCAAGUUCAAUUUCCCUGCUUCUUUCGCUAUGACAAUGUUGAGUUGGAGUGUAAUUGAAUACAGUGCUAAAUUUGAAGCUGCUGGAGAACUUAAUCAUAUUAAGGAUAUUAUUAAAUGGGGAACUGAUUACUUUCUUAAGACAUUCAAUUCAUCAGCAGAUUCCAUUUCUACUUUAGUUGCUCAGGUUGGAAUUGGAGAUACUUCUGCAGGGGGGUCGAGUCCAAAUGAUCAUUACUGUUGGAUGCGUCCUGAAGAUAUCGAUUACGAUAGACCUGUGACUGAAUGCAGUAGCUGUUCGGAUUUGGCAGCAGAGAUGGCGGCUGCGUUAGCUUCUGCUUCGAUUGUGUUCAAGGAUAACAAGGUUUAUUCGCAGAAAUUGGUACAUGGUGCGAAGACGCUGUUUAAAUUUGCUAGGGAUCAGAGGGGUAGAUACAGCGCGGGUGGAUCAGAUGCGGCGGGGUUUUAUAACUCGACUAGUUAUUGGGAUGAGUUUAUUUGGGGUGCGUCUUGGCUUUAUUAUGCUACUGGAAAUUCUUCGUAUCUGCAGCUUGCGACUACUCCUGGUCUUGCUAAACAUGCUGGUGCUUUCUUUGGUGGUCCUGAUUAUGGUGUUCUUAGCUGGGAUAAUAAACUUGCAGGCACCCAAGUGCUGUUGAGUCGAAUGAGGUUGUUCUUGAGCCCCGGUUAUCCAUAUGAAGAAAUGUUGAGGACGUUUCACAAUCAGACGAGUAUUAUCAUGUGUUCAUAUCUUCCAAUCUUUACAAGCUUUAACAGGACAAGAGGUGGUUUGAUACAGUUAAACCAUGGAAGACCACAGCCUCUUCAAUAUGUAGUUAAUGCAGCCUUCUUGGCUACCGUAUUCGGCGAUUAUCUUGAUGCUUCUGAUACCCCCGGUUGGUAUUGCGGCCCUAACUUCCAUUCUACAGACGUCCUGCGCCAAUUUGCCGAGACACAAAUUGACUAUGUUUUGGGGAAGAAUCCGAAAGGGAUGAGUUAUGUAGUCGGUUUUGGUAACCAUUAUCCAAGGCAUGUUCACCAUAGAGGUGCUUCUAUACCGAAGAACAAGGUUAAGUAUAACUGUAAAGGCGGUUGGAAAUGGAGGGACACGUCGAGCCCUAAUCCGAACAUGGUUGUUGGUGCUAUGGUGGCUGGACCUGACAGGCACGACGGUUUUCACGACGUGAGAACGAAUUAUAACUACACCGAACCCACAAUAGCAGGGAAUGCAGGAUUGGUUGCGGCUCUGGUUGCACUUUCUGGCGACAAAAAAGGGGGAGUAGACAAGAACACCAUAUUUUCGGCUGUGCCACCCAUGUUUCCUACCCCGCCGCCACCUCCUGCACCUUGGAAGCCGUGAGAAUGAUGAUUUUGGAAUCAUUUUUGUUAACCUUCGAACCCUCGAAUUCCUCGGCUGAUCCGUUCCAUUUUUAUGUGAAGUAGCUAUACACGUGUGUAUGUAUGUAUGCAAGGACUUGACAUUAUCGUGUAACCGAUAGAGCUGUUGAAAGAAACUAUCUGUAGCUGGGAAAUUGAUUAAGAAAGAAAGAAUUAACACAAUUUAAAUUUCAA
Molecule: messenger RNA, 2223 nt
Organism: Impatiens glandulifera
Lineage: Eukaryota; Viridiplantae; Streptophyta; Magnoliopsida; Ericales; Balsaminaceae
Product: endoglucanase 25-like
Exons: 4
Coding region: 158-2011 (617 amino acids)
Biological process (GO): carbohydrate metabolic process
Molecular function (GO): hydrolase activity, hydrolyzing O-glycosyl compounds
Source: RefSeq, a predicted model, not a curated record